UAGUAAUUUCUAUCCAGUGAUGUCAUACCGACGAAUUCAAAAAGAAAGCGGCGAAUUAUUGUUUGGUCACUCGUUAUGGUCCGCGAACCAGUUGUCAGCGCAAGAG
Molecule: messenger RNA, 106 nt
Organism: Heterotrigona itama
Lineage: Eukaryota; Metazoa; Arthropoda; Insecta; Hymenoptera; Apidae
Source: the annotation of a GenBank genome assembly